AAGCUGAGUGCAGCCGGGCGGCGACCGGCAGAGGGCGGGCCGGAGGGACCCUGAGUCCCCGGCCUGCGGACCCUCGCCGGGCGCGAGGAGAGCUUCCGACGCGGCGGGACCCCGAAACGCGCCGCCGGGAGCGCAGGUGACGCGCGGGCCGCGGGCGCGCCGGGAGGACGGCGGCGGGGGGAGGGCACGCUCUUUCGGCCCGGACCCGCCCGGAGCGGUGGGGGCCGCGACUGCGCGGUGCACCGACCUACGUACGCCGCGGACCGAGCCUCCUUGGGCCGUGCCUGAGCAGGCCUGCCUGGCGAGCUGGGACAUGUCUGGCCCCCGAGGACAGCUGGUGGGCGAUGGCAGCGGCAGCAGAGGGGUUGGAGCUCAAGACAGCGGCUGUAGAAGAUGCUGCAAGAGAUGCUGCAGAUGCUGCGGAUGCAGGGCGGGGGGCGCCUCCUCUCCCGGCUGGGAACCGGCUGAGCCUGGACCUGCACCCCAGGGGCUGCCACCGCCUGCUGCACCUGUGUGCGCGGCAGGUCCCUCAGCUGCAGGAGGUGGAGUUCCUGCAGCUGAGUGGCCACGAGGACCCUUGGCUGCUGGAGGCCACCCUGGGCCAGCUUCCCAGGAACCUGCCUCGCCUGCGCUCCCUGGUCCUCAAAGGUGGGCAACAUCGGGACGCCCUGGGUGCCUGUCUCCGGGGCUCCCUCACCACGCUGCCCGCCAGCCUGAGUGGCCUGGCCCACCUGGCCCACCUGGACCUGAGCUUCAACAGCCUAGAGACGUUGCCGGCCUGUGUCCCACGGAUGUGUGGCCUGGGCGCCCUUCUGCUGUCUCAUAACUGCCUCUCGGAGCUGCCCAAGGCCCUGGGGGCCCUCCCUGCCCUCACCUUCCUCGCUGUCACCCACAACCGCCUGCAGACGCUGCCCACAGCACUGGGGUCCCUGUCCACCCUGCAGCGCCUUGAUCUCUCUGAGAACCUGCUGGACGCCCUGCCCCCUGAGAUCGGAGGCCUGAGCAGCCUGGCUGAGCUCAACUUGGCCUCCAACCGCCUGCAGAGCCUCCCCGCCUCCUUUGCGGGGCUGCGGUCCCUGCGGCUCCUCGUUCUGCACAGCAACCUCCUUGCUUCGGUGCCCGCUGGCCUGGCCCACCUCCCGCUGCUUGUCCGGCUCGACCUGAGGGACAACCAGCUCCGAGACGUGCCCCCUGAGCUACUAGACGCCCCGUUUGUGCGCCUUCAAGGAAACCCCCUGGGUGGGCCUCCGCCUGACCCCCACAGUCUCCCAGGGACACCUGUGGUCCCAGAAAUGCCCAGACUGUUGCUGACUUCAGAUUUCGACAGCUUCGCCGUGACCCCCCAAGGCUGCUCCGUGACGCUGGCCUGCGGUGUCCGCCUGCAGUUCCCUGCAGGGGCUACUGCUACCCCUGUUACCAUCCGCUACCGACUGUGGCUGCCGGAGCCCCGCCUCGUCCCCCUGGGUCCCCAUGACUCUCUGCUCAGUGGCGUCCUGGAGCUGCAGCCCCACGGGGUGGCCUUCCAGCAGGAGGUGGGCCUGUGGCUGCUUUUUGUGCCCCCACGGGCCCGGCGUUGCCGUGAGGUGGUGGUCAGGACCCUGAGUGACAACAGCUGGAAUGACCUGGAGACCCACCUGGAGAAAGAAGCGCCCAAGCGGCUCUGGGCUCACUGCCAGGUGCCUCACUUCUCCUGGUUCCUCGUGGUUUCACGCCCUGUGUCUGAUACCUGCUUGGUGCCACCAGAGGGGUCAUUGCUGUGCUCCUCAGGACAUCCUGGGGUCAAGGUCACAUUCCCCCCUGGGGCCACCGUGGAGCCUCGUCACGUCUGCAUGCAGGUGGUGCACGUGGGCAGCAGGGAACUGCCGGCCCUGCUGGGGGAGCCCGGGGCGGCCACCAGCCCCCUGCUCUGCCUCUCCCAGAGCGGCCCCACAAGCUUCCUUCGUCCGGUCACCGUGCAGCUGCCCCUGCCUCCUGGCAUCACAGGCCUGAGCCUGGACCGCUCCCGCCUGCGCCUGCUGUACCGGGCCCCCCCCGCGGCCACCUGGGAUGACAUCACAGCACAGGUGGUGCUGGAGCUCACCCACCUGUACGCUCGCUUCCAGGUCACACGCUUCUCUUGGUCAGUGCCCCUCCCUGCGCUUCCUCGGUCCCCUCUCCCCCACUCCUGUCUGCGCCAGCCCCUCACCCCCAGCCUUCCCAGGUACUGGCUUUGGUACACCACCAAGACCUGCGUGGGGGGCCUGGCACGGAAGGCCUGGGAGCGGCUGCGGCUGCACCGCGUCAACCUCAUCGCGCUGCAGAGGCGCCGGGACCCCGAGCAGGUCCUGCUGCAGUGCCUGCCCCGCAACAAGGUGGAUGCCACCCUGCGGCGGCUGCUGGAGCGGUACCGUGGCCCUGAGCCCUCGGACACCGUGGAGAUGUUUGAGGGCGAGAAAUUCUUCGCUGCCUUUGAGAGGGGGAUUGACGUGGAUGCCGACCGUCCAGACUGCGUGGAGGGUAGGGUGUGCUUCGUCUUCUACUCACACCUGAAAAACCUGAAGGAGGUGUACGUGACUACCACCCUGGACCGGCGGGCUCAGGACGUGAGGGGCCAGGUGUCCUUCUACCGGGGAGAGGUACCAGAGGAGGUGCCGGAGGAGGCGGAGGCUGCCCGGCAGAAGAGGGCUGCAGCCACCCUGUGGAUGGCCACGCUGCCCAUCAAGCUGCCGAGACUGCGGGGAUCUGAGGGCCCAGGGCAGGGGGCCGGCCUCUCCCUGGCACCUCUGAACCUGGGCGACGCCGAGACUGGCUUCCUGACACAGAGCAACCUGCUGAACGUGGCCAGGCGCCUGGGCCCUGACUGGCCGACUGUGGCCCUGCACCUGGGCUUGCCCUAUCGCGAGCUGCAGCGAAUCCGGCAUGCAUUCCGGGACGACCUGGAUGGGCAGACUUGCCACAUGCUCUUCUCCUGGGCUGAGCGCCAGGCCGGGCAGCCAGGGGCCGUGGGGCUCCUCGUGCAGGCCCUGGAGCAGAGCGACCGCCGGGACGUGGCCGAAGAGGUACGGGCUGUGCUGGAGCUUGGCUGCCGCAAGUACCAGGAGGGCAUCCAGCGCACAAGCCUGGCCCCCGGGGACCUUGCCGCCCCUGGCCCUUCAGCAUCACAGUCGCCAGAGUCUGCUCAGGCCUAGAACCCACCGACUUUGGGCUGGUCCCUGACAUCCCCUGGCCAAUGGUUAGAGGCUCCCACCUUCAAACCUUCCCGGGUAUGGGGUGGGUGACCCCCGUGAAACAAACAUGCACUGUCCUGGCUGCCAUCUCAGAGCUGUUUAUUUG
Messenger RNA from Hippopotamus amphibius kiboko, 3312 nucleotides. It is a transcript of the gene PIDD1, whose product is annotated as p53-induced death domain protein 1. Gene Ontology annotation, molecular function: protein binding. The transcript has 15 exons. NCBI's taxonomy places the organism in Eukaryota, Metazoa, Chordata, Mammalia, Artiodactyla, Hippopotamidae. Bases 345 to 3167 code for a protein of 940 amino acids. The record is from RefSeq and is a predicted model, not a curated record. Gene Ontology annotation, biological process: signal transduction; apoptotic process; DNA damage response.